Molecule: messenger RNA, 149 nt
Organism: Cylicostephanus goldi
Lineage: Eukaryota; Metazoa; Nematoda; Chromadorea; Rhabditida; Strongylidae
Source: the annotation of a GenBank genome assembly
AUGAUGCAACACUUCACCUUCGUUGUGUAUUACAUUGACAGUGUAAUAUUUCAGAAGGAUCCCGACGGUCUUCGUUUUCAUCGUGCGCAGACUCACCAGGCACUUCUUCGGCAAGUAUGGACGGUGAACCAGCAAGAAAACAAGUGAGU